GCCUGAAGUGCCAGAGGUGCCUGGACACUUGGCUAGUGAACACAGAUCACUGUUGGAUCUGUUUGUGUCUGGAUUUCUCUUUCGUUGCAGGAUCAGUCUUUGGAAGGAAUGCUUUUGUCCUAAAAAAGGGUUUGCUCAGGGUUUAAAGCAAGGAAGGACAUGGCUGACAAGCAUGUAGACCAAAGUCAUGGCUCUGAUUUUACUAAAAGGCUUAAGUGUGGGCCAGCUGAGGUGUAGUUUCUUCUGGUCUUGAGUUAGUUACUCAUAACAGGGUGUAAUGAACACCUAUGACUAGUUGGAAGGAGCUGUGUUACUUGCAAUGCCUGGACAAUUUUGGAUUGAUUUCUCUAUAACCCUCAGCUGCUUUGAGUAAUCUAGCUUCUUAUCCGACACCAGGACCUUAAUACACAAUAUUUGGUUCAUACUGCUGUUACUUUCGUGGCCAAUUCCAUUUGUAGUGUGCCGUUGCAUCGGACUUAGAUUUGUACGUUGUUUGUACCAUUUGCUUAAUUAGAACAACUGAGUUAGGAAUUGCAGAAUAACAUUAUAUAUUUAUGUGUUCUAAGUUCAGUAGUUAUUCAGAUCUCAGGCAAUUUUAAGAUGUUAUCUGUAGCUGCCAAGUAAUUUGCUGUACAGACGGAUGACUGUGGGUUUCUUCUCUGUUGAAAGCUGAGGUGGGGUGAGAAGAAGAAUGUAGGCAGAAUAGCAAUAUAAUUAGCAGGUUGUUAUGUUUAUUUAUAAAAGGUUAUUCAUGUGCCAUAGGCACGUAGGGAGGAGAUAUCUGUAGUCUGAAAGAGUUUUAAAAAUAUAACAACAACAAAAAAAGACAACAGCAAAAUGCUUUUGAGAACGAUAAUUAGUAGAAGAUAGGUAAGAAGCUUGUAUCUGUACUUUUCUGGUUGAAGAACUUCAGAUCUGGCCCGCUUCAUUUGUUUGUUUUUGAGCUUACUGUCAAUGGAAAGAUAAGCAUAGUGCGACUGGCGAGAGAAAGAAGCCGUGAAUGUCUAGCUGGGUUUUUAAUUGAGACAAAUAUUCCAAAGACUGGCUGUUCUUGGCAGGAGGGUGUGGCAUGUUACAUGUUUAUUAUUUUUUUUUUUAAUUAAAACUAUAUUGACUGCUCGGCAUUGCAGGGUGGAGGAAGAAGAGUUUUGAAUGAAAGGAGUUGCCAGGAAAUAACAAUGUUAUGGUCCAGCACUUCCGUGUUGAGGCAUUUGAAGAGACGUUUGUAAAUGUCUCCAGUUAAAAAACAAAACAUCAGCAACAAACCCCACGCAUCCAGAUCCGCACCCCAGCAGAAGAAAGGGCAGAAAGCUCUUCCCCUGUGUUUCAGCUCUGCACAAAAAGAGCUGUGUUCUUUUGGGAAGCUGAAAAGGAGCCGAAUUCCAGCUAGCAUUUAAACUUGGCCUGCGGUACUGUAUGGCGUUUGUAGUGUUGGCUGAGGACAAAAUAACAGGAAGUCCAGAAAAGUUUAGCGUGCCACAUUAACACAGCUAUAACUCGACUGCAUUAUACUGCUGUGUAAGUUGUCUGAAAAACAGCUAAAUCCUGUUUUGUCAGAAAGUGUGUAGAUGUUUCCUUGGGAAUCUACUUCAAUGUGGGCUUCGCGGUUUUGUUGUAAACGGGAAUUCCCAGUUUCUGUAUUGAUCUUACAUGUUUCUGUUUCAAGGGCCCAGUGGUUAUGAUCGCUUCUGCCUUGCCAUCCUCAUCUGGUGACUUGUGACUCUUCACCAAUCACGGCGGAAUCCGUCAAGCCCACACUCUGCAGGGUUGUCAUCUACCUACAGAAGGAGAUGUCGGGCGACACGUGUCUAACCUCUGCCCUUUGUCCAGCUGCAGGGCCCAAGCCCAAAGCUUGCAGCUUCAAAGGGGGCAGCCUCGGUAACAAGUACGUGCGCCUAAACGUUGGGGGCUCUUUGUAUUACACUACAGUACAAGUACUGACCAGGCACGACACAAUGCUUAAGGCCAUGUUCAGCGGCAGGAUGGAAGUGCUCACUGACAAGGAAGGCUGGAUCCUUAUAGACCGUUGUGGGAAGCACUUCGGAACAAUUUUAAACUAUCUCCGAGAUGACACAAUUGCACUUCCAAAACACAGACAGGAGAUCAAAGAGUUGAUGGCAGAAGCCAAGUAUUAUCUCAUUCAGGGGUUAGUGGACAUGUGCCAAGCAGCCCUGCAGGACAAGAAAGACUUGUAUGAGCCUGUCUGUAGCAUCCCUAUUAUCACAUCUCCAAAAGAAGAAGAGAGACUGAUAGAAUCAUCAAUGAAACCUGUUGUUAAGCUGCUUUAUAACAGAAGCAACAACAAAUACUCCUAUACCAGUAAUUCAGAUGACAACUUGCUGAAGAACAUAGAACUGUUUGACAAACUCUCUCUUCGAUUCAAUGGCAGAGUUCUUUUCAUUAAGGAUGUUAUAGGGGAUGAAAUCUGCUGCUGGUCUUUCUAUGGACAGGGUCGGAAACUUGCUGAAGUCUGUUGUACCUCUAUAGUGUAUGCUACAGAGAAGAAGCAAACCAAGGUUGAAUUCCCUGAAGCACGAAUUUAUGAGGAAACACUAAAUGUCUUACUAUAUGAAACACCACGGGUUCCUGAUAACUCUCUGCUGGAAGCAACAAGCAGGAGCCGAAGCCAGGCAUCUCACAGUGAGGAUGAUGAGGGUUUUGAACUUCGUGACCGAGUGCGACGAAUCCAUGUGAAGAGAUACAGCACCUAUGAUGACCGUCAGCUUGGCCACUAGCAUACCAGUUGAGGAGAAAGGGUUUGGUGUUCAAGGCUUGUAUCGAUAUUCUUUGAGGGAGAUCAGGAAGGAGGGGAGGGAUCAUUUGGACUCUGUGGAUUGAUCUUCAUUUGGCUGCUUGGCUCCCUAGAGAAGCAAAUGGGCAUUUGUGCGCACAAAGCAACACUAAAGGCCAAGGGCUUUGAGAACUAAGACGUUAAUUUUGCACCAUGUGCUUUAAAUACAGACUGGGCCCCCUUUUCAUGCCACAUGAGGAAUGGAAUCCAGAACACGGACUCUGACAGUUUGUGGUUGCUCUUUCAUAUCUAAUGACUUGCCAGUUUUCUUACUUCCUGUGAGAAGAACUGCUUUUCCUGAAUGAGGUGGCAUGAUUUGAAAAUCUUUUUCCAGAUACCUGCCCUUUAAGGGUUCUGUAUAAUGGAACUUUCCAGAUUUUAAAUCAAGAUACUGCAGAGGGGGUGGAGAGAACUUGAACAUGACUACUCUUAGCAAACACUACAUCUGAUAACCCCCAGAAGAAAUGUUUUAGCUAUCCAGUAGGCAGAUGCACUGCACAUGUGAUUUCUUCCACCUCUUUUCCCCCAGUACACAUACAAGUUUUGUGUUCCAAGAGUCUUUAAAACUCAUUAAUUCUAAGGCAAGCUCUUCCAAAGAGGUAAGAGUCAAGUCAUCAAAAUCAAAAAACCUCUCCUUGUGAAAAAUAACGAAAACUUUGAGAAUUUAAAUAUACAUGUAAUGACUUGUCUUGGGAGAUGGAGAAAUGGGUAUGGUGAAGGAAGCAACUUCUUCAAGUAAGAAAACUCCAGGACUAGAUUGUGGCAGGGUCGCCACUGUUUCGGCUUUUGAUAGUGUAAUCCUGUUUAUAUAAACAAUGGCAAUCUGGUGAAUUAGUUUUACGUUAGUUUCCUCCUGUGGCCCAAAAGUGCUACUUGACGUUAAAUUUCUCAAGCAGCGGGGAAAAAAUUGCAGUGACUGGGGAAGUACAGACUAAACAUUUUACAAGGCUAGAACAUACUGAAGGGUAAAUUCAAGUUUUGUGCUUAAAUCCUUUCUAGAGCACAGCAGUUGGAGAGGAAAGAAUAGUCAUAAAAACCUUGUUGUAGCAUGAAACUGCGAGAGGCUUUGGACAGAGGAGAGAGGUAGCUUAUGCUGAAUUUUAAACUGAAAUAAUCACUUUUAUGCUAAGUGCUUCCCUGGGUGCUAGUCGUAAAAGGCCUUUCAGAAGGUUGGAGUCAAGGCUGCUCUGCAAAUUUGGGAAUAGUUUCAAGUUUAGUAUGAAGAGCUGUUACUGUACUUUUAAAUGUUUGCUUGUAUGUUUCAGCUGUAGGUUGCAGAUUCAAAUUUUAGCACAGUCAUAAACAGUUAUUACUUGAUGGCUGUUCACUGGCAGCUAUGGCUGUGUGACCAUGGUGCAGCAUACUCCUUAACUGCUUCUAUGUUCUCAUACUGUAUAUGAACAUGGAAGCUUCAGGUCCCCUGAUGGUCAGUCUUUAACUGCUCUGACCAGUGCCAAACCUACCUUUAAGUUUUAAAGCAAAUUACUGCAAAAGCCUGACAAGAAAAUAAUCCCAAAUUAAUACAGUGAAGUCAUAAGUAGAAUUAAGAUGUUUGGUGGUUGGUAGUAAUAGAAGCACGAGAGGGAACAAAAAAAAUAUUUCCACUCAUUUAGGCUUUUCAAAAGGAAAUUGUUGAGGCUUGGUAAGAGAACACUAAUGGCUGCAAAUGUUCAGAUUUUAUUGCCUAGCCAGGCCUCUACAUGUGGCAGGCGUUCACUUAAUUCUCACAUUCAGGAAGUAGUAUUGCCACAGUAAUGCACCUGCCUUUUUGUGAAAGGCCUCUAAAACCCUAACCACCUCUUUUCUUAUAUUGUGUUCUGUAAAUUGUUUUCCAGCUGGUUUUUCUAUUGUGCCAGUCAACAUACAGCUGCUGAGAUUAGUUUUGACAAAGAUUUUUGUGGUGGGGUUUUUUUUCUGUAAUUCUGCUAGUGUGAUACAGAUUUAUUUUUUUUUUCUUUUCCCCUCCACUCAUACAGUGGGUGCAUUGAAACUACCAGCAGAGCCUGUAGUGAUAGGGACUUUGUGCUGUGCUUAAUGGCUUCAAUUUAUUCUCUUGUACUUUUUUUUCAUCUUGUAACAAAUAAGACUGCCAAUUUGUGUGUGGCACUUCUUUUUCUUAGAAAAUGAAUUAUUUUUUUCUUGUUACUAUCAUAGUUAAUGUUAACAGAUGAAGGAAGUGAUGCUGGUAGCCUUGCAAAACUGUGUUUAAAAGAAGUUGCAAGAAGAAAACUGUCACCUCUGCAUUUCUUCUCUGGGGAGUACAGGUAUAGGAAAGAGUGUGUGAGAGUAAAUAUCAGAUCCGUCUGCUAGUUCAGAGGCUUUCAUUUCGUGGUUGGAUUCUGUACUCCCAGGAUUCAUUAAUGAAAUAGAUUCAAAUUGUGAAUUAGUAUGCUGUAAGAAGCAGAGAAAAGCUUAUGUUUUGGUUUAUUUGGCUUUCUUUUCCCUGUCUCCCAUAGCUACAAGCAGUAUUAAUGUCUGAUUUGAAUUUGAGUUAAAUUAAUCUUGGAAAAAAAAUAUUUUGAGAACCAUCUCGGUUGUGAGAAUCUUAUAAAAAGUGCAAAAUAACUUCUCAGUAUUUGUGGAUUAGUAAGAACUGUAAGCAGUUAUGAAUGUUUUUCAAAUAUAUACAGAUACCCUUUUCAUUUCACCUCCUUCUCUCAUCCCCAUUCAUUCUCCCUUCCCUACCCCCAGCUAGUACCGAUCACAAAACAUCUGCUUGUAGAUUAAGAUAUGACUAGAACUGGAAUGACGUUAAACAGUGCUUGGCCACUGGGACUGAACACUGUUGGCAUGUAAGCUUUAUGCAGAGUAAAAAUCUAAUUGCAUAAACACUACUUCUGUCUAGUCAGAAGACAUUUCAAAACCAUGGUCAUGGUGUUCUUUGUCGUGGUAAGAUUUUCAGGAUGUGACUGAGGGAUCCCAGUUCAAUACCUGUGGUUGGGUUUGACUAGCAGUUCUGUAGUUCCCUCCACUGGUGGGCAGAUGGGAAUGAAGAACAUAACACACCUACACAGAGGAUUUCUUUCUGGGAAGUAUGCUAUUUGGACACGCUCAAGGCUAAAAUGAUUGUAGUAUUAGCUAUCCCCUCCCUAUAAGGCUGCUAUACUUGGGUUUCUGAUAAAGUCUGGAAUACCCAGUUAUUUCUUGCCUGAGUGCUUACAUAAUUGGAUAAUUGACAUGAAAUUUCAGGAAGUCUAAAUGUAGAUGUGGAUGCAGCCAUCACACAGUUCAUGAGUUAACGCUUUAAAGAGAAACUACAGUGUUCUAUCAGAGUCCUGCUUAUCUGGAACUGCUCCAAUACAGGAUGUUAAUUGAAUGUCCUUUCCACCAAAAUCAAGGCAUGUUGAUGUAUAGUCUCUGUACUACCAGGUUCUGAUAAUUUCAAAUACAGUAGUUUUGAUGUAACAUGUGCUUUGUAUUCUCAUCUUAAUCCUACUUAAUGAAAGGCUAUAAAUUGUUUUGACAAGAACAUUCUAGAACAUAUUUGUACAACAUAGUAUAAUGAAGAAAAAGCAGCACUGAAAAAGUAUAAUGCAGUUUUGAAAUGCAGCAUCCUCUUUGUAGUAAGCUGCUCACUUCUAGAGAGCGUGAAGAGCUGUGCUUCCUAAGAAUCUUCUCUGCUGGCUUUAAAUAUCACAAAUUACAAUCCCUAUUAAGAGAAUAUAGAUUUCUAAUUACAUGCAUUUGUCUGCAAGUUAAGAGGCUUGUAAUGGCUUCCUACGUAGACCAUCACCAACGGAUGUGUUUACUGAUGUGCCCAUGAAUUUGUAGUAGCCUUUAGGAGGGAGAAAUGCUUUUUUGCCUCAUUUGUAAUGUACGAAUUCUAACUACAUCAUCUAGCAUUCAUUAGCUGCUGGAGCUGUUUUUGAAACCUUACUGUCCUCUUUGCUCCAAAAUUCAAGUGAACUUCUGUGCAUUCAAUUAUAUUAGCAGACUGAGAGAAUGAAUGGAAGAUGUUAACUGACAUCUGUACUCAAGUACUGUAAUAAAGGGUUGCAUGUUUCCAUAAUGGGGUCCUAACAUACUGCAAAACAGCCCCAGUCUUUAUACAGAGGAGGAAACUCAGUGCCUUGAGCGAAUGUCUUAUGUCAAACAGCUUUUCAGUAUCAGUGUUAAUUAGGCAAUAAUGUCAAAAGAGAAUGCUCUGCAGGGCAGCAGCCUCCAACAGCUUGAUAAAUGCUAAGACAAAACUAAAUGUUUAACCUUCACCUUGACAUUUAGUUUUUGGAACAGGAGACAUUUAUCCGAUCAUAAUGUUCCAGUCUGCUGACUUUUUCUCUCUUGGGCUUCUUGGUCAAAAUAUAAAAUAUCUGACCAAGACUGGGAGGGCAUUGGAGGUGCUCAUACAAUGGUGUUAUUGAAAAGCUGUAUUCUGCUUGGAGCAGGCAAUGCUUAUUGUAGGCUUGAUUAGAUCUUUUAUUCUGUCGAGGUUUUUUAAUUUUCAGACAGAAUUCACUCUAGGAAAUACUGAUGAAGUAUACCUUAACUGAAUGUGUCUGGCCCAGCAGUCCCCAUCUUACGCAAUUAGAUUUUUAUCCUCUGACAAUCAUUGGCACUAAAUCUUCACAGCCAAAUUUCACACCAUCUAUUCUGUUAGGAGAACUGGGGUUUUAUUAAGAGAUGAGUGGGCAUGAGACCUGUUUCCAGCUUUGCCACUAACUUGGUGACGUACAGCAAGUCAGCUUAUCUGUAUGCACAUAAUUUUUCCUCAUCUGUAAUAAAAUGGUGGUAAGACCCUCCCCUACCUCAGAGGGAAGUUGAGAUUAAUUUGUUUAGCAAUAGUAAAGGAUUUUGGAUUUCUAUAAUAUUUUAUAUCCAGAGGAUAGCAAAUAUGUUUGCUGAUCUUGUUUAAACUGACGUUCUGUGAUCAAGCUGUUUUCUUAUAGCAUCAGGCUUUGUUUUAUUUUUAUGUCUAACUUUUAAGGGUCAGCCUUAUGGAUAAAAUAGUUAAUGCAGUAACCAUAUUAGCUAUUGAUUAAAGUUUUUUCUCUUUUAUCAGUGCAUUAAAUGGAAAUGGAACACUAAUUUUUAAUAAAGUGUUAUAUUUUGUCUUCUGUGA
This is a messenger RNA of Falco peregrinus (peregrine falcon), 7850 nucleotides long. RefSeq names its product TNF alpha induced protein 1 (gene TNFAIP1). Gene Ontology annotation, molecular function: protein binding; ubiquitin-protein transferase activity. The transcript is spliced from 6 exons. Bases 1791 to 2735 code for a protein of 314 amino acids. Gene Ontology annotation, biological process: protein ubiquitination; protein homooligomerization; proteasome-mediated ubiquitin-dependent protein catabolic process. NCBI's taxonomy places the organism in Eukaryota, Metazoa, Chordata, Aves, Falconiformes, Falconidae. The record is from RefSeq and is a predicted model, not a curated record. Gene Ontology annotation, cellular component: Cul3-RING ubiquitin ligase complex.